Messenger RNA from Suillus bovinus, 1476 nucleotides. Its product is annotated as FAD dependent oxidoreductase. NCBI's taxonomy places the organism in Eukaryota, Fungi, Basidiomycota, Agaricomycetes, Boletales, Suillaceae. The transcript has 11 exons. Gene Ontology annotation, molecular function: FAD binding; oxidoreductase activity. The coding region runs from base 1 to 1476 and encodes 491 amino acids. The record is from RefSeq and is a predicted model, not a curated record.
AUGGUCGCAUUUGCUGACCUUUCACUCUCCUUUCUUUAUGGCCUUUCAGGCUUUACAACACGCGAUGCUUCUUCAGAAUCUCAUGUCGUUCGAAGUGCUGUUUGUGAGCAGAUCGCAGCCCAAGUCUCGUCGAGCUCCAUAGUGUAUUAUCCCGGCUCGUACCAAUAUUUUAAGGACAAUUAUCACUGGUCUACAUCUAGUACUCAGGACUCUGAAUGUACCUUUGAGCCUGCAACAGCUGACGAUGUUGGAAUCGCGCUUCGAAUCCUAGGAGAGACCCAGACACCAUUUGGAAUUAAAAGUGGAGGACACGCCGCAAAUGCAGGCUUCUCUUCGACGCCAGGCGUCCAGAUUGCGAUGUAUUCCUUCUCGGAUGUCGAGUACAAUUCGACCACACAAACAGCAACUGUCGGCACGGGUUUAUUAUGGGACGAUGUUUAUGUUGCAUUGCAACCAUAUAACGUGACCGUCGUAGGCGCCAAGGUCACAGCCAUUGGAGUCGGAGGCGUUGUUUUGGGUGGAGGAUAUUCGUAUUUGACUAAUCAACAUGGUCUGGGCUUCGACAAUGUCAUAUCCUUCGAACUUGUUUUACCCAAUGGGACAGUGACUGAUAUCUCAGAUUCUACAAAUCCAGAUCUGUUCUUUGCGUUGCGGGGGGGAUUCAAUAACUAUGGUAUCGUGACGAGGGUUACUGUCAAAACAUAUCCUCAGUCUCUAGUCUGGGGCGGACGUGUCUCGUAUACGCAUGACCAAUGGGAAGGCGCAAGCUCAGCUAUGGCCAACUACUGGGCAACCGUCAAAGAUCCAAAGGCAUCCAUAUACAACACUUAUAACUAUGUAUCUGGAGUGGCAGAAGUAUCAGUUAUCGUCUUUUAUGAUGCUCCAACGUGCCCUGAUGGGAUAUUCGAUGACUUCAUGACAGCUCCUCACAUCGAAUCGGACAUUGGUACCAGAUCUUACGUCAAUCUCGUCCAGUCUCUUCCCUUAAACCUUACUUCUGGGCUUCGAUCCGUGUUUCAUUGGGUGGCAAUGGAAGAGGUUACACAGCCUGCAUUGGACAUGAUUGCAAACGAGACGAUGUUCUGGGGCGAAUAUCUGACAGACUACAGUGCUCGAGUUGUCUCGAAUGACGUGGACAUCUACCUGCCUACGCUCUACGACCAUGUCGAUUCGCCGACCGCAUACCCAUCGACACGGAGUAAAGGCUACUCGUUCAUCGAAUUAUACUACGGUUGGACGGAUGCCAAGUAUGACGACAUUGUGCUCAACGCUGUCAAUGCAAGUGCCCAGCAUAUGAUAGAUGCACUCACGGCUCUUGGCCAGGACGUCGCAAAUGUUGACGUGUACCCCAACAACGCACCUCCUGACACAAGCUUAGAGAGGAUGUACGGUGACAACGUACCUCGCUUGAAAGAUAUCAAGAAGACCGUCGAUCCGGAUAAUAUAAUGGGAUUGUCGGGCGGUUGGAAAUUCUAG